AUGGACAAGGAAUGUCCGCAUUGUCAUGCUCUGAAAUUCAAAAAUGAGCCAGCUGGGAUGUGUUGCGCGUCAGGAAAAGUGCAACUACCUGAAAUUGAAACACCACCUGAACCAUUGAACGGCUUACUUAUCGGCACGGAUCCAGAUUCUAACGUGUUCCUGAAGUCAAUUCGAAGAUUCAAUUCAUGCUUUCAAAUGACAUCGUUCGGAGCAACAGAAAUAGUUCGAAAUACUAAUGCAAAUGGUCAACAAUUCAAUUCUACAUUCAAAAUCAGAGGCCAAGUUUAUCAUAAAAUGGGCUCACUGCUGCCAAUGCCAAACGAACCACAUAAAUUCUUACAAAUCUACUUUAUGGGCGGCGAGGAUUCCGGAAGCGCACUUGCCAAUCGCGUGAAUGCACGUUGUGAUUAUAAUAACCUCGAUUCACUUUAUGCCAGGCGCAUCGUCAGCGAGCUAGAUGCUCUUUUGAACGAGCACAACGAGUUGUUGAAAAUAUUCAAAUCACAUAUGCACCAAUUACAAAGCGAUAAUCACGCUAUCGUCAUUAAUCCUGAUAAAACACCAGCUGGAGAGCAUAUUCGUAGAUUCAAUGCACCCGUUGUUGAUGAUGUUGCUGGAAUCAUGGUUGGCGAUUGUACAGCUGCACGAGAAAUUGUGAUUCGUAGAAGAAAUAAUAAUCUUCAGUUCAUUGCUGACACACAUCGUUCAUAUGACGCUCUCCAAUAUCCGCUAAUAUUCUGGAAAGGACAAGACGGAUAUUGCAUAAACAUAAAACAACGAGAUCCCGUAUCAGGAGCUGAAACAAACAAGAACGUUAACUCAAAGGAUUAUUAUGCGUAACGAUUAAUGAUUAGACGUGGCCUGGACAACGUCAUUUUACGAUGUCGUGAGCUUUGUCAACAAUUCAUGGUCGACAUGUACGCGAAGAUUGAGAGCGAACGACUACGAUACUUACGAUAUAAUCAACAAAAGCUGCGCGCGGAAGAGUACAUUCAUUUGCGAGACGCUAUCAACAACAACGCCGACGUCGCCGAAAUUGGUAACCAUGUCAUUUUACCAUCAUCGUACGUAGGCAGUCCACGUCAUAUGCAAGAAUAUAUACCGGAUGCUCUGACUUUCGUGCGCGAAUAUGGACGACCAUGUUUAUUUAUCACGUUCACAUGUAAUCCAAAAUGGCCAGAGAUUACAUCUUUGCUACUGCCUGGCCAAAAUGCAAUACAUCGCCAUGACAUUACAGCACGUGUGUUCAGACAAAAGUUGA
Molecule: messenger RNA, 1261 nt
Organism: Cotesia glomerata
Lineage: Eukaryota; Metazoa; Arthropoda; Insecta; Hymenoptera; Braconidae
Exons: 2
Coding region: 1-840 (279 amino acids)
Source: RefSeq, a predicted model, not a curated record